UACGCGACGGCAAAACUUCCUUCGUUUUUGUUUUUCCAUUAUUUUGUCGCGCAAAUAAUUUGUCUAGCUUCGGUCCGGCAUGAGUGAAAGUGUGCAUUUUCGGUGCGGUGCAAGUGCAGGCGUGCUGUAAGCUGGCGAAACCGGCUCGAGUUGGAUUCGCAAUCGGUGCAAAGCGCAGCCCAAUAAUCGGCGAACGACGAAAAGGGCAGCGGCUCUCCGUGAAAAAGACGGAACGGACAGGAUCUAAACACUUGUGACAGAAGAGGGAAAGCAAUGUGGAAGAACCAAGCCCACUUGUGCUUGCUGGUUGCUAGUGUAUAUUUUCUGGUUUAUCGGAUUGGUGAAAUUGACGCUGCCGGCAGUAAAGCUGAACCGCGGUACUUUCUGGCCGGCCGAAACGGCACAUUGGCGUGCAAAUUUAGCGGUGCCGAGAAUCCCAGCUGGCGCAAGAAUGGGAAAAACCUAACCGACGGCAGCAGUCCCCGAAUAACCUUCAUGAUCGUCGACAGCGAGGCGGACGUGGUAAAGCUAGCGGACGGCGAUGACGGCAAACCACCGGAGGAAUAUCAACCGGCGACGACGGUACUGCCAACGACCGACGAAGCCGGAACGACGGCAAUUUCUACCCUGACCAUACACAAUUUUACGAAAGCAGACACCGGCGAUUACACCUGCCAUGGGCAGCAGGCGGCGACGGCGGGUGCUCCGCUGGCCAGCUUCUCGGUGCGGGAAGUGACACUACCAAAGAUUACCGCCUCGAGCCCGGAACGCACCAAAACCAAACAGGAGCGACGGGUCGAGCUGUACUGUGUGAUACAAAUGUACCCACUGGAAUACUUUAACAAUUCGAUACAAUGGUUCAAAGAGGACGACACCACCGAGAAUAAUUUUAUGAGAAAUACGACUGUGCGGGCACUGAAUGGGACACACGUAAACGUAACGCUGACGAUUGCCGGGGUGAGCAAAACUCACAAUGGGACGUAUUCCUGCAAUGUUGGACCUUCGGCAAUGCUGGAUGAGAACUCCGCCACCGAUCGGAAGUCGAUGGCCCUUCUGGUGUUGGAUAAGCCCCAGGUUACGAUUGAUUACGUAAAGGCCGUUGGUGCUAACAAAAUUUAUCUUAACUGGACAGUGAAUGACGGUAACGAUGCGGUCAAGCAUUACAUGGCACAAUAUAUGAAGAAAGGCGAUUCCACCUCUACGUACUAUGCCAAUCGAAUCGAUGGCAGGAAUAGUUCUUUUGUAUUGGAGAAUUUUGACGCUGCAACGGAUUAUGAAAUUAAGUUGACUGCCCAGAAUGGGCAGGGGAGUGGACAGCCGUCGCCGGCUGUCAAAGUUCGAACGUUGGACAGUGAUCCAAGCUUCACACCGGUUGUGGAAGUGAAAGGAAAUACACACUCAACCAUUACGAUUGGGUGGGCAGCUCCUCCGGCAGAUUUACUGGAGUAUAUUCAGUACUAUGACUUGACGGUUUCAGUGGCCGGUGAGAAUUCUUCCAAAUGGGAAACUUACUACCCGCAAAAUAGUCGCAAUCUUCCGUACAUGUUCGACAAUCUGGACACUGCCACCGAGUAUAGCUUCCGAGUGCGAGCCUGCAGCGAGCUGGCCAAAGCUUGCGGAAACUGGUCGGAAGAAGUGAACGGUACCACCAGCGAUGGACUAUCAUCUGCUCCUUUGAAUAUAAACAUUAGUUGCUCACACUACAACAUAUCUCGCAGGAACACGGUCCGCGUCCACUGGGAUCCACCGAAGAAACCGAACGGAAAGGUCGUUUCCUAUCAGGUAAUUCUGGAUGGUCUGUCGCAGUAUCGCAGUGAACAUGGCAGUCUAAAAAACGAAACCUGGGGACCAAAAAUAAAGAAUGUCCAGCCGCAGUUUACGAAAACCGAGUACGAUGGAAUUCCACCAAACACGAAUUAUACGGUAAAAGUAGCAGCUGUAACACGCACAAAGCGACCCGGUGUGGUUGCCAGUGCCUCGUGCACCAUGCCGGUCACCACACCGGACAAUAUCGGUCGGUUGAUGUGGGGAAAACUGCGCACCGAAGAUAAUCGGUGGAUCUUUAAGCUUUUCCUUCCGCGCGUUUCCGAACGAAAUGGUCCCAUCUGCUGCUACAAAAUCUACCUAACACGGCUGGCGCAUAGGAAUGAGUCUCUUCCGGAACCGGAAAACCUGCUGGUGACCAGCUAUGCCGAUGUGCAUGCGAUUAAUAACACCCGUGGUGGUACGUAUCUGGCGGAGAUCUUUUCCAGUUUGAACUACAGCUCGGAAGUGUUUUUGGGUGAUGGUAAGACCAACGACUACCGGGAUUUCGGCUUGUGUCCGCAGUGUCUGCAGCGGACGAGGUUUCUUCCCACCGAGAAGCCACAGAGUGCCAUCAGCAGCAAGGACGGGAGCGAGGACGGUGCGGCUGUGCAAAAUGCGACCGGUUCACCGAGUCAGGCUCGAACCGGCAACGAAGCCGUUCCCGUCGAGGAUGAACUGAAAGUGUCCAGUCACGAGAAGCGCGAGGCGAAUGCCUUCAGCUACUACGAAAGUGGCGGCGCCAAUCAGUUUGAGUCGGUUUACGAUGGACUGCUGGACCCGAACAGCAACUACACGGGUUUUGUGGAGGUCGUAGUGAAAAGCGACGGCGAUCCGAAGGACGCCCAGUACAUCUCAGCCUUCAGCGAAUACUUCCAGGAAAUGAACGCCGGUGCCCCGCUGGCCAGCGAUCUGAGCGGGCGGGAUCUUUCCUUCAUACUGAACAUUGUUAUACAAAUUUUAUGCGGACUGAUAUUAGUAGUGUUGCUAGUUUUGCUCACACUGUGUCUGUUGCACAAACACUUUAGUAAAAAUAUUGCCCAAGAGGGUGAAGUUAUUAGCUUGGGCGAUUCGCUCCGUCGAGCUUUGUGCCACAGUCGUAACAAUAAUGCCCACCACCGCCAUCUGCUAGGAUCGAACAGUGCGAAGCCACCGGUGAUUCCUCCGAUCUCAAAAGAAGACUUGCCAAAAUCAUACUUCGAUAAGCAUAAGGAUUCCGACUACGGUUUUCAGCAUGAAUUCGAACUACUGCCGGAUAAGUUCGCCGAUCGGACGACAAAGAAUUCGGACCUUAAGGAGAACAUCCACAAGAACCGUUAUCCGGACAUUAAAUCGUACGAUCAAACGCGCGUGAAGCUAUCCACCCUGAAUGGUCUGUCCGGUUCGGAUUAUAUCAAUGCGAACUUCGUUAUCGGCUACAAGGAGCGAAAGAAGUUCAUCUGCGCUCAGGGUCCGAUGGACAGCACCAUUGUCGACUUCUGGCGAAUGAUCUGGGAGCAGCAUCUGGAGAUCAUUGUGAUGCUGACCAACUUGGAAGAGUACAAUAAAACGAAAUGUGCUAAAUAUUGGCCGGAAAACAUUAACGACUCUACCCAGUACGGCGAUCUGCUGAUAACGUUCGCGUCGGACAAUUUUUAUGCUGAUUAUAUUAUAAGGAAUUUAAAAGUUACUAAACGCACCGUCAAUUCAUCCGGCGAGGAAGCUGAAGAGACGCGGUACAUUUCCCAGUACCACUAUCUAACCUGGAAGGACUUUAUGGCUCCGGAGCACCCGCAGGGAAUCACCAAAUUCAUCAAACGCAUCAACUCCGAAUACUCACUACAGCGUGGCCCGAUUCUGGUUCACUGCAGCGCUGGCGUCGGCCGAACCGGGACCUUCGUGGCCCUGGACACGCUGACGCAACAGCUGAACGAAGAAGGUCAGGUGUCCAUUUUCAACACGAUUUGUGAUAUGCGAUAUCAAAGAAAUUUCCUCGUGCAGUCAUUGAAACAAUACAUAUUUUUAUACCGAGCCCUCACCGAACUAGCGUACUUUGGCGAUACGGAAAUUGACCAAAAAUCAUUAGCCACCACAGUGGAAAAUCUAAAACAGCCAUCGACUGAAAAUGCGGAAAUUUGUAAGCUGGAAGCACAGUUUCAGCGAAUAAAAUCCUUCCAGGAGGACACACGCAAGACGACCGCCAUCGGCGGUAGCGAGGAAAAUCGGGCGAAGAACCGCUCGGAAACGUGCGCCCCGUACGACAAGAACCGGGUCAUACUGGCGCCGAUUCCCGGCCAUGACAAUUGCACCUACAUCAAUGCGUCGUUCAUCGACGGGUACGACGACGAGAACAACUUCAUCGUCACGCAGGAUCCGAUGGAGAACACCAUCUUCGACUUUUGGCGGAUGAUCUUCGAGCAGCGGAUAAAGACGAUUGUGAUGUUCUCGGAGAUCGGUGAUGGACCGAACAAGUGUCCACGGUACUGGGCGGACGACGAGAUGCAGUACGAGAACCUGCUGGUUACGUACAUCCAGAGCGAGAGCGGGCCGUACUACACGAAGCGAGAGUUCACGGUGAUGAACUGCAAAUCGAAAGACACCAUCCAGGUGACGCAGUUCCAGUACAACGGGUGGCCAACGGUGGAGGGUGAGGUGCCGGAGGUUACCCGAGGUAUGAUCGAAAUAGUCAACCAAGCGCAGAAGCACAGCUCCCAGCAGGAGGACAUAUUUACGAUUGCAGUUCACUGCAGCUUGGGAACGGACAAAAGCUCCCUAUUUGUUGCCAUGUGCAUACUAGUUAUGCAACUCAAAACUGAAAAACGCAUCGACAUCUGCUCGGUGGUAAGAAAGCUUCGAGCACAACGUAGUUUAAUGAUUGAAACAUAUGCACAAUAUGAGUUUCUGCAUAGGGCUAUUGUAAAUUUCGCCGAUUUAUACAAAAUCUCGUUAGGCAUAGCUUCCGAUUGUUGAUAAGUUUCGACUGAAAGUGAUAAACAACCAGCAACAGCCGCAGCAAACCAAUAGCCACACAUCAUCAGCAGUAGAACAGAAUGAAAACAUAAACUAAAGAGACGUAAACCGUGUGAUCCUAAAUUAUCAACAUACCUAUGUGGAGAACUGAAACUCAAUCCUAUCAUAAAAAAACUAUCAGACAAGCACUACACCUAUACAACAUACAAAACAUCUUCUACACACAGAUAAUUUUGCUAGCGAAUGCGGUCAUUCACUCUCCGGGCAGGAGAGGGAUGAGUGGCGGCACCAAACAGCAAGCGCCGCUUCCGUGCGCUUCGAGUAUGCUUCAAUUGUAUAUGUAAUAAUUUUUAGCUUCUUUUAAGUCAAAACCAGUUCUAGUGCAUGAGUUAUAUUAGAUCCCCGCGAACUAAUAAUGUAAGAAGACAUUAAGCUAAACGAAUCAAUCGUCGGAAAGGACGCUGAGAUUAGUCUAUUCUAAUAAAACCUAGUGAAGAUGCAAGAGACGGAAGAGUAGGGUCCGCACGAGAGAGGGCAAUCAUUAAGGAUGGAGAGAUUUGUUAUAUUAAAGCAUGACUAAUUUUAUAACAUUUCACCACAACCGCAACAGCUAUAUUAUUUUAGCCGGCACAGGAAAUAAGAUAUACCUCUUCCCGACUUGUUUCGCUGACAAUGUAACGAACAAAUUGCCAUGUUUAGCUGUAGAGAAACGGAACGUGAAACAUGAACAAAACUACCGCAUCAUAACAAGUAAAAUAGUUGAUUUCAUUAUCGCAGAAAAAACGACAGUCACUACACACACACUACUAUAUAGGAAGUCGAAGCAGGUACUUUUUAUACUACCGUAGGAAGUAGAGAAAGGAAAAAGCCGCGCAUCCUCCGUAGCAGUUAGCAAAGGAAAACACAACAAGACUAAAUAGCAGGACAAAAGACGAAUAAUGAAGAGAGCAAACCAACAGCAACAACAAAAGCGUGUGAUCAAAAUGUAGAAAGGCAGAAAAAUAAGCAAAAAGGUGGCGAAUGUUAGGAGCUAUAUAAUAAAAAUAAUAAUAAUAUUAAUAAUAAUAAAAUAUACUAGUUAUUUUUCAUGUUGAAAAAUGCAACCAGAGAGCAGAAAGCAGAGCCCAAUCUCGAAAAUGCAGAAAAAGGAUGAGAGAAAAUCGAGCGGACGCGCGAGCGAGCGAGCGAAUGUGAGCAAAGAAGAGAAAGAUGAGAAAAAAACGAAACAAUAUGACACUCGUAAACAUAAGGCAGAAGAUGCAAAAUAUACCUCUAUCUGUGUGUAAAAGUCAAUAACUAUUAAGGUAAUCUGUACCAGUAUGAUAUUUCUAUGAGUAACAACAAAAUAAAACAAAACAAAAUGAAACGAAACAAAGCAACAACAGAUCAGCAACAUCAACAGCAACAGCUUAACAGGAAGAACUAUAAUAGUGAACAACCGGACACCCGGACGCGGAGCCCGCAUGAUGGAAACAUGGACAGUUUGUACUGAUAUGAAACGCUACAAUUUACUGCACUAAUACCUAAUGUUUGUAUUUACCAACAACAACAACAACAGAACUGCUGCUGCUGCGAGAAAGAGAGAGAGAGUUAAAAAAACUAGCAAACACUGCAGCAUGACAGUUGAUAAGUUAUCAGAGAAAACUUGUGUAUAAAACGAAUCGGGAUCGAACUUUCGACUUUU
Messenger RNA from Sabethes cyaneus, 6436 nucleotides. It is a transcript of the gene Ptp69D, whose product is annotated as tyrosine-protein phosphatase 69D. Lineage: Eukaryota; Metazoa; Arthropoda; Insecta; Diptera; Culicidae. Gene Ontology annotation, biological process: protein dephosphorylation. The transcript is spliced from 12 exons. The record is from RefSeq and is a predicted model, not a curated record. The coding region runs from base 274 to 4752 and encodes 1492 amino acids. Gene Ontology annotation, molecular function: protein tyrosine phosphatase activity; protein binding.